AUGAUCUGUUUAAGGAAGCAUUUUCUUAAAGAUAUCACUUACUUUUUGUUCUUAUUUGAAGAAUACUUAAUUUUAGCUUAAGAGCUAAAUUCCUAAUAACCAAAGUAUAUUUUUAGGUUAAAUCUCGAUACAAAAGUAUAUUGGCAAUAGGAAAAAUCAAAUUAUCAGCAGGUUGGAUUGGAAUACAAAGGAGAAGUUAAAUAUUUCAAUGGAGAUAACGAGGGACUGAAGCAAUUAAAGAUCUUGUUAAGGAAUAAGGUGAUGUAUCGGAAUGUGAGUGACUACUACUAACUCAUCAAACAAUUGGGAAGAGGAGGUUCUUCAAGGGUCUAUUUAGUGACAGAUAAAUGUACAAAUUAGUAAUUUGCAUCUAAAAAUGUAGAGAAACGAUAUUUGAAAGAAGAUGGUGGAUUUGAAGCCCUAUUUAAUGAAAUAAAGUUGAUGGCAGCACUCAAACAUGAAAGCAUAGUGAAAUUAGAAGAAGUGUAUGAAGGAGAGAACACGUUUUAUCUCAUAUUGGAAUACUUGAAAGGAUCUUCUCUUCACGACAUGAUUACAAAAGGAAUUAUACAGCUAGGAUGGGUUGAGAUAAAAGUGAUAAUGAUGUAAAUAUUAACUGGAGUGGAAUAUAUGCAUUCCUUAAACAUUAUGCAUCGAGAUUUAAAACCAGAAAACAUCAUGUUCAAGAAUUAAAAUGAUAUCAAAGGAUUAAGAAUAGUUGAUUUCGGAUUGGCAACAAGUACAAAAGUAACUAACUAUACAUUUCCUAAAUGUGGUACUCCUGGGUAUGUAGCACCUGAAAUAGCAAACAUGAAAAAUCAUUCAAUAAAAUACGACAAAAUUUGUGAUAUGUUUAGUGUGGGUUGCAUAUUUUAUAAAUUGUAAAUUACAUCCAAAGAUUUGUUUCCAGGAAAUGACUAUCAAGAAAUCUUGAAAUUGAAUAAAAAAUGCAUACUAAAUUUAGAUACUCUCAGUAUCUAUUAAACACCUUAAACAGCCAUGGAUUUGAUCUAUUAAAUGCUUUAGAUUGACCCAAAAAAUAGGAUUACUGCAUAAUAAGCUUUAGAACACCCAUUUUUUACAAAUACUUAUGAAGAUAGAAAGGUUAAAUUUUAGACAUAAAAAAAAACAUUAACUAAUACCUCUAAGCCUUGGCAAACUCUAACAUUUAAAUUAGAAAAGUCUGAUCAAUUGUAAUUGCCUGAGACUAAACAAAUCUCAAAGUAAAAGGAAGAAGACAUUGUGGAAGAUGAAAGAGUGACUAUCAAACUGCCGUCCAUUAAUAGUCCUAGAUUUGUUCAAUAAGCAAAAACUAAAAAUCUAGCAUUAGUAGAAGGUUCUCCAACUGAAUUACCUAAGAAAAGUGUUCUAAAGAAGUUUUCUACUUAGGAAUUCGAGCAUCUGACUCCAGAUACUUAAUCUCCUGAUUCAGGAAGAAUGAAUUUCAACAAUAGUCCAAGAUUCAUCUAACCAGAUGUAAUAAAGAAAAAUUUUACUUGUUCUAAAUAUAAUUAAAAAUAACAAGCAAUUUACGAAGUAGAUGAUGAAUAAAAACUGUGA
Paramecium tetraurelia is the source of this 1560-nucleotide messenger RNA. RefSeq lists its product as uncharacterized. Gene Ontology annotation, molecular function: ATP binding; protein serine/threonine kinase activity. The record is from RefSeq and is a predicted model, not a curated record. Gene Ontology annotation, biological process: mitotic DNA damage checkpoint signaling; protein phosphorylation. Gene Ontology annotation, cellular component: nucleus; cytoplasm. The transcript has 6 exons. NCBI's taxonomy places the organism in Eukaryota, Ciliophora, Oligohymenophorea, Peniculida, Parameciidae.